Messenger RNA from Dicrocoelium dendriticum, 863 nucleotides. NCBI's taxonomy places the organism in Eukaryota, Metazoa, Platyhelminthes, Trematoda, Plagiorchiida, Dicrocoeliidae. The record is from the annotation of a GenBank genome assembly.
GCAAUGCACUCUGUAAUCAGCAAUGAUUUAGUCUGCUAUUAGGGUGUGCGUAUGAGAUGACCACCUCUGCGACUCCAUAUGACGCUUUUGAUGCGCUUAUGGUAGAGAUUGUGGAAUAUGCAUCGUGUUCCACAAAAGGCGUAGUCAAUUCAGCAGAUUUACGCGACCAGCUCGUCGACUCAAUCGGAUUUCAAGUGGGUCAAAAACUGAUUGAGAAACAGACCAGGUUAACUCCACGAUUCGUAUCUGAGCUGGAUGCUGUCAAAUACGUGUGCACUGAAUUUUGGUCUUCCGUUUUUCACAAGCAAGUUGACACAUUAAAGACGAAUUAUCAGGACAUGUAUGUCUUAUUCGUAGAAAACUUUGUGCUUUUCGAACGAUUCUCUUCCGGGUCUCAAUAUCUGACGGAAGCCUUAAAAUACCUAGCUUUUCCAGCAGGUCUGCUGCGUGGUGCUCUGUCAAGUUUGGGAUUAAAAUGCUCUGUGAUUGCCAAUUGCGAAAAGUUGCCAUCAUGUAAAUUUACCAUCAAAAUUCUCCGCUAGGGAUAGUUCAUCUUUUGGCCGCUAACGUUGUUUUAGUGCAAGUUCGCAAUUAUUCCCCGGAACAGUCAUUGACCACAUCUAAUGGAUCGUUUUUAUUCAUGUACGCUAGUACUCUGUGGCACUAACUGGCGAUGGAACUUAUUGAGCGAACAUCGUGUCGCUUAUCUUCACUUUUGUACACUUCUAUGCUACUGAGAAUUAUGGUUAUUUCCCUACACAUUCAGUGAGUGACAGGAUAGAAUGUGAGCGGCGCUUAUAAAUGAAGCAUUUGACAUUGUCGUGCUGCAGUUUUCAAAGAUGGAGCUCGCAUACCUUUGUGAA